AAAAUUCUACCAUACAUGUACCUGUUCUUUAGAAUUUACAUUGUAUAUGCCCUAGGUAAUUAUAUAAUAAGGUGGGAAAAAAUAUAAACGCUCAAAACAAACUCUAUAGACAUUCAUGGUUUUCUUCUAGCUACGAACGUCGAUCCUACUAUCCAUAUCCCAUUCUUUAGACAAAGUUUCUGUCUCUAAACCUAACAGCCUACGGCUAAAUCGCCAUACUGCAUGCAAUCGUAAAGGAUCUAGUUUCAGAUACACAAACCUUUGAUUUACAUACUUACAAGUUACAAUGGGAAAUGCUUACAGCAGCCGCAAUUCCAACCUUGGCAUCAAUUGUCCUUGUUUUAUAUCGGCUCCCACCGGUACCAGGGCACUAUGGGUAAACUCCCUUGAGGUUUCCAUGAGCAAUUGGAAAGACGACCAAACAGAAACUUGGGGUGUACGUUACAAAGUAGGUAAGAAAUUAGAGCAUGGUUGUUGUUUUCAACUGGAAGCGAGACACGACAACAAUGGUGUUGAGAGUAUAUAUUUUGGAUUAAGGGACGACGAUGCAGAUAUCACAUCUGCUUUUACUUUGGAUAUCAAAAGGGUUGGGAGUGAUUAUCUUCAUGGAGGGAUAGAGGGUAUUGCAAAUUCGGGGGUAUACAAAUCUUGUAUAAGUGUUAAACAAGAUUACAUUAUAGAGACCACUAUUGUUUCAUAUGAUAAUUCAUACACUGACAAUUUUUUUGUUCUACAAAUGAAGAAAAAGAAAAACCAUGCCAAUGCUUACAUGGUGACUAUGGCACACUAUUAUGUUACCAACUUUGCUGGUCUUUCUUCUGCAGCAAAAAUAUACCGUAGUAGAGGAAAAGGUUUUAUUGUUGAAGUGAAGGGUCCUUACAAACAUCCAAGUGAUGAUAUACGUGCAGUUAUAGCUGAAACUAUUCGUACUGGUAUAUGGUCUCCUGGAGCAAAGUCUAAUCAUACAAAAAAAGAAGAUAAUAGUUCAUCCUUGAAGAGCAAUGAGAUCAUAGCUCAAUUUGUUAAAUAUGCUUCCAACAAAGGUCUUAUCAAUUCCAAUGGAGUCACGAAAGGUUCCCUAAAUAAUUCUAUCUUUUUAGGUUGUAAUUUUGAUAAAUGGAAAUGAUAGAUUUUUAGCAAGUGUACUAAAAAUGCAUCGAAAUAAUAAAAUAAGUUCGUAUCCA
This is a messenger RNA of Medicago truncatula (barrel medic), 1184 nucleotides long. RefSeq lists its product as uncharacterized. Bases 287 to 1126 code for a protein of 279 amino acids. Lineage: Eukaryota; Viridiplantae; Streptophyta; Magnoliopsida; Fabales; Fabaceae. The record is from RefSeq and is a predicted model, not a curated record. The transcript has a single exon.